UCUGGCUCUCUCUUUUUCUCUUUCUAUUAAAGUAGUUAUUCAAAAUUGUUAAUAACUUUAAAUUAUAAACAUUCUGUGAUUUGUUAAUAUAAGUUUUAAAAUUUAAUGCUCGAAGAAAAAUGCAUUAGAAAUUCAUGGAAUUAAUAAGUUUAAUUAAAUAUUAAAAUGAUCACAGUAUUAAUUAUUAUUUGUAUAUACGGUUCAUUGGCAUUAGAAGGAAGCGAAGUUCUCAAAAAUCUAGGAGAAAAACAAUACACAUUAUUAACAACUAAAUCAUCUUUACCACAACAUGGAUUAUGUUGGUAUAAUGCACUUAAAUCAAUCAAAAAUAGUUGUGAGACUUUGAAUGAUAAUGAACAUUCUCUCUUAGCUUUAAAAUUAGCUAAUUGUUUUUUGGAGGAUUCUGGUCAUACCUCUUAUGAUUGCCAUCUUAGUAAAUCAGAAGAUAUUCGAAAAGAGUGUAUUAAUCAAAUGUCAGAUAGAGCAUUCAAUGUAUAUAAUGAAUUUUAUACACAUACAACACACAUUUGUUUUUAUUUAAAUUAUGAAGCAUGGCAGGUGGAAACUGACAAUACCAUUAAAUCAUUAUAUAAAGUUUCUUCUCAAAUGAAGGAACAGUUAUUAGAGGCAUCAGAGAUGCAAAGUGCGAUGUUGAAGAGUCAAAAAGAAGGAUUAAAAAUUCAAAAUGAAAUUUUAGAUCAUGGUAAAGAACUUGGAAAUGUAUUAAAAUCUUCAUCUGAAACUGUGAACGAUAUGGUUAUGGAAUUUAAAGAAUCAGCAAAAGAUCAGAAGGAAUUACUCUAUGAGAUUUUUUCUUAUAUACGUACUUUUCAAAAUUGGAUUAUUGGAGAAGUAUCUUGGUUCCAAUCCAUUAUUUAUUAUACUAUCAGUUGUAUUCUUUGUGCAUUAUUUAGUUCGGCUAAAAGAACUGCAGAUGCUCGUGUUACACUUUUUACAAUUCUUAGUUUAAACAUUACAAUAGAAAGAAUGUUAGUUCAAUAUUACGACAACGUUAUGCAUCAAUCUACACAUGACAAAGUAGAAAUAAUAUAUGUAACUUGGUCAAUAAGAAAAAUAUGUUUAACAUUAUGUGCAGUUACAUUACUAUAUACUUAUUACUAUUAUAAAGAUAAGCAAUUAGAAAGUUUUCAUGUUCUUAGACGAAUAGAAAAUCGAUUAAAUAGAAUGCAAAUAAUUACACCUACCAAUGGUAACCAAAACCAUAAUAAGCCUAUUCGUCAUUCUGAAAGAUUAGCUAUUAAACGUUUGCAUGCUGCUUCUGUGAAGGAGCAUAAUUCAAAUUAAUAUUUGUAUAUCAUUUUUUAAAUUUCUAUCCUUUUUAAUGAAAAAUGCUAUUAUUUAAUAUAAAAAAUAUAAGUAAGUAUAUAAUUGUUAUAAUUAAUAUUUAUUCUAAUU
Molecule: messenger RNA, 1416 nt
Organism: Vespa crabro (European hornet)
Lineage: Eukaryota; Metazoa; Arthropoda; Insecta; Hymenoptera; Vespidae
Exons: 7
Coding region: 166-1305 (379 amino acids)
Source: RefSeq, a predicted model, not a curated record